Messenger RNA from Psilocybe cubensis, 1644 nucleotides. RefSeq lists its product as uncharacterized. Bases 1 to 1644 code for a protein of 547 amino acids. Gene Ontology annotation, molecular function: monooxygenase activity; iron ion binding; oxidoreductase activity, acting on paired donors, with incorporation or reduction of molecular oxygen. The transcript has 18 exons. NCBI's taxonomy places the organism in Eukaryota, Fungi, Basidiomycota, Agaricomycetes, Agaricales, Agrocybaceae. The record is from RefSeq and is a predicted model, not a curated record.
AUGCCUCCCCUUCCGACUAUCAUCACCUCUCUCGCCAUUUUGUGGCUCUCAUUUCGCCUUAUCCGUCGUCGUCUGUUUCCAACUGCCCUCGAGAGAAUUCGUGGUCCACCUGGAGAGUCGUGGAUCACAGGAUCUCUCAGCCAAUUGCAGCAUCAUAAAGCCUGGAAUUUUCACCAGCAUAUUGUCGAUACAUAUGGGAGCGUCGUGAGGACUAAGGGUGCAUUCGGGGCGGAUAAUCUCUAUCUUUUCGACCCGAAAGCCAUGCACCAUAUUCUUGUCAAGGAUCAGCACAUUUACGAAGAAACUGACUCUUUCAUCGAAGGAAAUAAAAUCAUGUUUGGUUCUGGAAUUUUCACGUCGUUGGGAGACGAACAUCGGAGACAUCGAAAAAUGCUCAAUCCCGUCUUCUCUAGCGCUCACAUGCGCCAUAUGGUCCCCAUAUUCUAUGAUGUUACACGGAAGGUGAAAAAUCUCCUAGUCGCCAAGACUCAGACAGGACCGCAAGAGAUUGACGUCGUAAGUUGGAUGACACGUCUUGCGAUGGAGAUUAUAGGUCAAAGUGGGCUUGGCUACACAUUCGACGACCUAACCGAAAAUGGUGUCCAACACGAGUACGUCGUUGUCUCUAAACGGUUGGUCACAAUGCAAGGAAACGAGUUCAUACGCGAUUUUGUAAUGCCCAAAAUAGCCAGAAUUGGGACUCGUUCGUUCCGAAAGUUCGUUGUCGACAUCAUGCCAUUUGCAGCCGUCAAAGAGAUGAAAAAUAUUAUUGAUGUGCUGUACCGAACUUCUGUGGAAAUCUUUGAAUCAAAGAAAGAGGCCAUUGCGAAGGGAGACGAAGCACUUGCAGCCCAGGUGGGAAAGGGAAAAGACAUCAUUAGCAUUCUGAUGAAAGCAAAUAUGCUGGCCGACGAAGGGGAGAAGCUUUCGGACGCCGAGGUCAUCGCUCAGAUAACGUCUUUGACAUUUGCGGCCACUGAUACAACCUCAGGUGCCCUGUCUCGAAUCUUACACCAGCUUGCCAUGCACCCGGAUGUUCAGGCUAAACUGCGUCAGGAAUUGAACGACGCGAGAAAGGCCAACGGAGCUGAAGACCUUGAUUACGAUCAACUUGUGUCCCUGCCAUUCUUGGAUGCAGUAUGCAGAGAAACGCUUCGCCUAUAUCCCCCAGUAUCUAUGGUUCAAAGAGUCACCCGUCAGGACGCCGUAUUGCCCCUGCUUAAUCCUAUCAAAGAUUGUAAUAACAACGAAAUCCGAGAAAUCCCCCUACCAAAAGGUACCACCGUACUUGUAUCAAUUCUCGCAUCAAACAGAGAUCCAAAUAUUUGGGGGCCGGACGCUCACGAGUGGAAACCCGAGAGAUGGCUUAACCCACUUCCCGAAAAUUUGAUUGCUGCCCAUGUCCCUGGUAUAUAUUCGCACUUAAUGACUUUCCUCGGCGGAGGAAGAUCCUGCAUCGGAUUCAAGUUUUCUCAAUUGGAAAUGAAGGCCGUCAUCUCUUUACUCUUACAAAACCUGGAGUUCUCUCUUGGGCGGAAAAAGAUUAUUUGGCAGAUGUUUGGAAUUGCUCAGCCCAACAUUGAUCCGGAUAGCGUGAAUCCAACUAUGCCCAUGAUGAUAUCAAGUGUUCAAUGUGAGGCAUAA